Molecule: messenger RNA, 1015 nt
Organism: Lycium ferocissimum
Lineage: Eukaryota; Viridiplantae; Streptophyta; Magnoliopsida; Solanales; Solanaceae
Product: RING-H2 finger protein ATL54-like
Exons: 1
Coding region: 428-1015 (195 amino acids)
Biological process (GO): protein ubiquitination
Source: RefSeq, a predicted model, not a curated record
AGCUUAACUUGUACACACUAGAAUGAAAGAUACAAUAUUUCAUUGAAAAUACAUCUAAGGUGACGCUUAACUUGGAAAAGCCGAGAGCUUUGAACUAUCAAUUCAUGUAGCUUAGUUUCUUUGAACAAUAUUGAAUGUCAAAUCUGCCAUGAACCAGCUUAGAUUGAGCGGAACAAGGAGGAAAAAAAAUGGUAGGCCUGUGUAAAUCGGUCUUAAUCAGCCGCCCAGUAUACUAGACUUCACAAAAGUCCAAUAAGAAGAAACACAUAAAUGAAAAAACAGAAGAAAAACAAAAAAGGCAUUCAUCAUGUUGCAAUUUCGUUGGGAACUAGGCUGUAAAAUUGCUCUACAUUCUCUUGCACCAAGCAGAAGGCAGUAGCUAUAUAUACGUUUCUUCUCAUCUCUCGUUAAACAAUUAGCUGCAGCCAUGGCCUUCCAUGAUCGAAAGCUGAUGUUUGAAUCUCUUGAUAAUUCCAUUGGCAAAAUUUGCGACUAUUAUUGCAAGCAGGCUGAGUAUUUUUUUAUGAUUUGUCCCCAGCAAUGUCUUUAUAUUUGCCCGAGUAUUUGUGUAGUCGAACCACCACCACCAACCGAAGUUCCUCUUUCGCAUUCUCCACAUAAAUCAACUAUUCCCGUCUUCUUGAUCAUUCUACUUUCAUUCUUAGUCAUUGCUGUCUACAUAUUUUGUGUCUACAUCAUUCACAAAUUCCGCAACUCAAGAACUUGUUCACAACCGGAGCAGCAAGUAGUAGAAGAACAAGAACAGUUUAGUGAUAUUAAAACAAUGGGUCUUAAGCCAUCAGUCAUUAGUGCCAUCACAAUUUGCAAGUACAAAAGAGGGGAAGGACUAAUUGAAGGAACAGAGUGCUCUGUUUGCUUGGGUGAGUUUCAAAAAGAUGAAACUCUCAGGAUUUUGCCCAAGUGUAACCAUGCUUUUCACAUAUCUUGUAUUGACACUUGGCUUAGAUCACACACCAAUUGCCCAUGUGUCGUGCCGCCAUUGUCAUCACCCUAG